This is a messenger RNA of Grus americana (Whooping crane), 3830 nucleotides long. It is a transcript of the gene XKR5, whose product is annotated as XK related 5. The transcript has 6 exons. The record is from RefSeq and is a predicted model, not a curated record. NCBI's taxonomy places the organism in Eukaryota, Metazoa, Chordata, Aves, Gruiformes, Gruidae. The coding region runs from base 282 to 2414 and encodes 710 amino acids. Gene Ontology annotation, cellular component: plasma membrane. Gene Ontology annotation, biological process: phosphatidylserine exposure on apoptotic cell surface; engulfment of apoptotic cell; apoptotic process involved in development.
GGCUUGUGCAAAUGCACAAUAACCCCAGGGGUCUCAGGCUGCUGCAUCCACCGCCCUAUGCGGCCCGCAAGACCCCGAGGAGCCCGCGUGACGCAAGCAACGUGACGUAACAUUGCCCGGCGGGAGAGAAGCGCGGCGGCGGGAGGCACUUGGGGAGGUGCCCGGUGGAGCCGGGCCGGGCGGGGAGAGAGCGGCGCGGCGGCUCCUUCCUCCUCCUCCCCCUCCUCCUCCUCCGCCUCCUCCUGCGGGACAUUGCAGCCGCCGCGGAAGGGGCGCGCAGGAUGCGCGGGGCUUUCCCGGGGCUUUGCCUGGCGCUGCUGGCGGCGGAGCGCGGAGCGCGGCUCUGUGCCAUCAUCCACUACCUUGUCAGCGGGCAGCUGGGCUGGUUCGGGCUGACCAUCGCCUGCGUGGUGCCCGGCUACGUGGCUCAGCUCCUCAGCAUCCUCUGGUUCAGGGUGGACGGCCGCCCGCCUGGCUGCUGGCUCCUGAUGCUCCAUCUCCUGCAGCUGGGCCUCUGGAAGCGGUACUGGGAUGUUUUUCGAAUGACGGCAAAGGCGGGCUGCAGCGCCUGUGCUGGGGAGGUGCUGGUGCAGCAUGGGGAUGUGUGUGUGCUGCGGCUCCUGGAAGCCCUGCUGCAGACCCUGCCUCACCUCCUGCUGCAGGCCUACGUCGUCGUGGCAGUCGACCCAGCGGGCUUUGUCCCCGGUGUCAGCGCAGGGCUGUCCCUGCUCUCCCUCGCCUGGGCUUUGGUCUCCUACAGCCACUUCACCUGCCUGCUGAAACCCGGACACCUCUGCCCGCCAGCCGUGGCCAUCCUCUGCCUGCUGCUCUGGAGGACGGGGAUGCUGGGGACCAGGGUCCUGGCCCUGGUGUUCUUUGCCAGGCUGUACUCCUUCUGGGUUUUUGCUGUGGCAGGUAAGACCUGUGAUCAUCUUCUCCAUGUCCCAUCCUGCUGUCAGCCACAGAGAUGCUGCUGGUACUGGAGCGCUUUGCAGCCUCCCCCAGGAAUGGCUUUGCCCUUUUGGUCCUUUCCCCUGGCAGGUGUCCACUGGCUGUUCAUGUCCUUCUGGCUGGUGGCCCAGCAGACGGACAUCGUGGCCCAGCCCUGCCGCUGGAGGCUGUUCAAUUGCCUGGUGGGAGCUGUGUACAUCUUCUGCUACAUUAAUGUCCGGCCCGGUCCCUCCAAGUACAGGGUGGCCGUGUUUUAUAUCAUAAUGGUGAUGGAAAACACCCUCCUCCUGCUGCUGGCCACCCGGUUCCUGCAGGCAGAGCUGAGGAGCAGCCUGUGCAUGACCGGGGCCAUCAUGUCAGGGUCUGUAAUAGGUGCCGCAGCUUUGGUGGUUUAUUACAGCCUGCUCCAUCCCAAAUCCACAGAGAUCUGGCAGGGCUUCCUGGAGACAACCUGCAGUGCUGCAGCUACCGGUGAUGAUGAGGUUGAUGGAGACAGCUCCCAAGCUGGGCAGAGCUUGGGGAUUUCAGGAGAUGGAGAGUCCUUGGCUGGGGAAGGGACCACGGCAGAUCCAAAAAACGGGAACAGCUCACCGCUCCCGCAGUUCGGAGGGUGUUUGGAAGAUGGCUGGACAAACCAUCACCACUGGCUGCUGGUAAAGCUGGCCUUGAAGACAGGAGAUAUGUCCGCGAUCAACGCUGCUUUUGGAGAUGGUGGCAUGGGAGAAGUUUACCCUGGAGGAUGGGUGAUGGGGAAACCCGCUGGGGUUGAGCCUGGAGCAAACCUUUCCCUCCCCACGAGGGAAGUUGGUCCUCGGGGUGCUGAAUCUGGUCUGACUGAUGAGAAAUUGCAGGCGGCGGGGAACGGAGGAGGCAGCAAACCCAGCACCGGCGCUGUGAGAACAGGAUGGGAGGACGGAGCAGGGCAGGAGCCUGAUUUUCACCCAGCCAUAUCCUUUCCCAGCAGUUUCUCCCCAGAUGCAGCCAAGGGCUCCUCUGUGUAUUUCAGCGUGAGCGCAGGAGGCAUCACCUCUCCCGGCAUGGCGACAACCACAGCUACGUCCGUGGCCCUGGUGGAAAGGGAUGGUGAGGGCCAGCCUCCUCCAGGCUGCCUGGGGGAAGGAGGAGGAGGAUGGGAUUUAUCCAUUGGGACGGCGAGCAUCAGCCCAAUCCUGGGUGCUUGUGCCCACAAGCAUCUGCGGAGCAGCUCUUCCCUUGGUGGCACAGGUGGCUGUGGGGUGGUGGGUCCCCCCAAAGAGGACUCGGAACCCGUAGGGCUGGAGGGUGCCCUCGUGGGGUGGCAUCACCUUCAGGACACCCAUCCUUGUGACACACAAGGGACUGUCAUGAGGAGCAAGCUGAGGCCACCGUGCUUCACCUCCACUCCCAAGGCUGACCCUAGAUGCCCACAGCGAGGACUGGGGGAGCUGGGAGAGGGGACAGACCUGUCUGGGUUGCUGGAGUGACCCUGAAAUUGCUGCACCAUCACCUUGGGUCAGCACUGGGGCAACUGCCUCGUUGGUAUGAUACAGCAGGAGGUGAUGGGAUGUUAAUGCUGGCCAUACAGACUGUCCCCAUGGUGCCCCUGCCACCAGGCAGAUGUGGUCCUGCAUCGCUAGGACAUCUCCUUCCUUCCUGGUGCAUCUUCUGUUUACAGUUUUGGAGAGCUUCAGAGGUCUUGGAAAGCCUUAAAAGUCCAAGUUUAGGUAUUUAUUGAACUUAUUUAUGUAACAGUCCUGCUAGGCAGCUGGAGCACACUGCCUUUGAUAUAUUUCUGACGAUGUCUUUGAAGCGUAUCCUUUAACGAGUGCCUAUACGAGCUGCUGGCCUGUCACAGCAUGGAGAUCUGGCUGCUGUCUCCAGGGGCUGCAAUGAUGGCCAAAGCAGACAAAUAAGUGCCUAAACCAGAAAAAUAAUGAUGUUUACUCUCCGAUGCCCUUCCUUCUGAGCAGAAUAAGCCCUAAAGUAAGGCUCAGUGGUGCUUGACUUGUUUUUCCUCCACCAGGUUCAUCUUUAGAGCUUUACCAACUCCAUUUGGUGGGGCCAUAUAGGAGCCCAGACCCUCUUCGUAUGGCAAACCACAACCUUGGGACCUUGAACUGUAGCCAAAAGCAUGUCCUGCUUGCUUGCCUACUGUCCCGCUUCCUCCAGUGGCCUUUUCUGCCCAGCCUCUUCCUUGCCCCCUUCCAACCAGCUGCAGAUAAUCCAGAUCUGCCUGGAUGCUCCCUCCCAAAUUUUGCCUCAAGCCAAAUCUCAAAACAGAUCUGCGUACCCCUUCCACCAUAAAAUCCCCAUUUCAGGCAGGAUUUAUUUGUAUCGAGAACUAAAAACCUCAAUACGGUGGCCUCAGAAAUAGCUCCUGCUCCCAGCCAGGCUGGCUGGACACAGGUUUGUGCCCCGGACGUGGCUUGACAUAUUGAUUGAGGUCUGCUCAGCUGGUUCACCAGUGAGCUCGUGGGUGCCAGCUGGUGCACAUCUGGCCAUGUCCCCCAGCCGUUGUCCUGCUGCGGGGACGUCUCUGGUGUUGCCAUGACACUGGAAAGGCGGCAGGAAGGACAUGCAUGCGAUGAAUUAUUUAAAAAAGCUUCCAUGUAGCAUUAGCUGCUCAGGAUUGACCCAGCCAGAUGAUUCUUCAAGCUGAUCUGGGCAGUGAAAACCCAGUUGGUGCCGAUUUUGGAGUGAAGCAGCUUUCCAGCGUGGUGAAAGCUCCGUGUCUCCGUUCGGAGCCAGCACUGCCGUGCUGGGGCUGCGCUCUGCAGGGAGGAAGCAGUUGCAGCGGCUUUUCCAGAGUCCUCCUCGCUGUGUGCAUCACACAGAAGGCAGCAGAGCUGCCGUGGCUUUAUGGAAAUUUUUAUUUAGUUUGUUUUUCUACCUUUGGUAAU